This is a messenger RNA of Myxocyprinus asiaticus (Chinese sucker), 2434 nucleotides long. RefSeq names its product collagenase 3-like. Gene Ontology annotation, cellular component: extracellular matrix. The record is from RefSeq and is a predicted model, not a curated record. The transcript has 10 exons. Gene Ontology annotation, molecular function: zinc ion binding; metalloendopeptidase activity. The coding region runs from base 52 to 1470 and encodes 472 amino acids. NCBI's taxonomy places the organism in Eukaryota, Metazoa, Chordata, Actinopteri, Cypriniformes, Catostomidae. Gene Ontology annotation, biological process: proteolysis; collagen catabolic process; extracellular matrix organization.
CCAUAUAAAAGCUACCAACUGGACCCUUGUCAAACAAGAGGAAAACGAGGAAUGGAUCACAUCAUGAAAAUUCCUUGCCAACUGUGUUUUUUUACAGGUCUGGUGCUUGCAGUUCACGCAGGACCAAUAUCACAGCUCACUGCUACAGAUGAAGUCACUGUAGAGAACUACCUGAAGCAGUUCUACAAUCUCACAGAUGAGGUUCCUGGUACCUUCUGGCGAGGAGGCAGUCAAAUGAGUGAGAAGUUGAGAGAAAUGCAGAAGUUUUUUGGGAUGAAUGUGAGUGGGACGGUGGACAAAGAGACGCUUGAGAUGAUGAAGAAGCCUCGCUGUGGAGUACCAGAUGUUGCUGCAUACUCCACGUUCGGAGACGGCCUCAAAUGGCACACCAACAAGCUCACCUACAGGAUUGAGAACUACACCCCUGAUCUGUCAGUAGCUGAGGUAGAUGAAUCCAUGGAGAAAGCCCUGCUGGUCUGGGCCAAAGUCACUCCUCUGAGAUUCACCCGUAUCAACAGCGGCAUAGCUGACAUUAGGAUCUCCUUUGGAACAAGAUUUCAUGGUGACUCUUUCCCAUUUGAUGGACCACAAGGCACUCUGGCCCAUGCUUUCGCUCCCUCUCCUGGAAUUGGCGGAGAUGCACAUUUCGAUGAUGAUGAGUUUUUCACCUUCCGUUCAUCACGAGGGUUUGUCCUGUUCUUGGUUGCUGCCCAUGAGUUUGGUCACUCUUUGGGACUUUCUCAUUCCAACAUUCCCGGGGCUCUGAUGUAUCCCACAUACAGCUUCAGGAAUGUUGAGACCUUCUCUCUGCCCUCCGAUGACAUCAGAGGAAUCCAGUCUCUCUAUGGCCCGAACAAAGAUGGAACCCCAGACAAACCUGAUCCAAAACCACCCACAACUCCUGACGCUUGUGACUCUAACUUGAUCUUGGAUGCAGUUACAACAAUGAGGGGAGAAAUGAUGUUCUUCAAGGACAGUUUCUUCUGGCGUAGUUCUCAGGGCAGAGUUGAGAAAAAUCAAAUCAAGAGUUUCUGGCCCAAAGUCCCAGAUAAUAUAGAUGCAGCUUAUGAAAGCCCAUUGCAGAAUACAGUUUUCCUAUUCAAAGGUAGACAAUUCUGGGCCUUUCUGGGCAACAGUGUCAAAGCUGGGUAUCCCAAGACUCUCAGCAUCAUGGGUCUGCCAUCAUCUGUGAGAAGACUUAGUGCUGCCGUCUACGACCAAAACUCUGGGAAAACAUUGCUCUUCGUUGGUAGAUAUUACUACAGUUAUGAUGAGAAAACAAGGAGGAUGGACCCAGGGUAUCCUCAGCGAGUGGAAGAUGGAUUUCCAGGGAUGAUUGGAGAGGUUACUGCAGCCCAUCAGUUCAGAAGUUCAAUUUAUCUCUACAGUGGGACAAACAUAUAUGAAUUCAUCAGCAGGCGGAGGAGGCUCUUCCGUGUGCUUAAAAACAAUUACUUCCUGCCCUGUUAGGACAGCUUCUAUGAAAACCAAUAAUGUGGAAUGUAAAUUAAGUAUUUUAAAACUGAAGCACUUAUUUAAAUGUAUGUGCACAUAAAGUGUUUUUAUACCAAUUAAUUGUUCUGUGUAUCUCUUCAACCUGCUUUUCAAAGUUGUCACUGAACAUUUUUUUUUGUAUUAGCUAAUAAUAAUAAUAAGAAGAAGAAGAAGAAGGAUGUAUAUUUACAGAAUGGUUUUAUAUUGUUGACUAUUUUUGAUUAAAAUAAGUCCCUAAUAAAUUUAAGAGUCUAUGACAAUAUGUUAAUUAUGAAAAUUAAGAAUGGAUUUUGGGGAGAUACUUUUUCUUAAAAAAAUUUUUUUUUACAUUUUUUUGCCUUAAAAGGAAUGUUCCGGGUUCAGUACAAGUUAAGAUCAAUCAACAGCAUUUGUGGCAAAAUAUGGAUUUGUGCCUAGUUUAUUUUUAUUUAAAAAAAAGUGCAAAGAUCGCAGUUACAGCAAGCCACUUACAAUGGAAGUGAAUGGGGCCAGUACAUAAAUAUUAAAAUACACUCUGUUUCAAAUGUAUAGCUACAAAACAUAAGCAUUCUACUUUUACAUUAUUUUCUUGUGUUUUAUUGUGAUAGGAGGGAUUACGGGAUUGCAGGGUUUACAGGCAUUAUGUCGUCAUGACAACAAAGUUGUUAUAUUUUAUAUAACUUGACACAAAUUGAAGUUAGUAAGCGAUUUUAAUCACACAAAUGGAAAACUAAGGGAUUUAUUAUUAUUGUUAUUAUUAUUAUCAAAAAUUGCUUAGAUUCCAACUGUAUUACAGUGGAGAAGUGUAAAAAGAAGGUAAAAAAACUCACAAUAUAAGAAAGAGCUGUAUGUUACGGUUGAUAUUGUAUGAAAUGUUUCUCCAUAUGAGCUUUGAAAUGGCUGAUUUUCUAUAUGUCUUGCCAUGACCUAUUGUUUGUCAAAUAUAAAAAAGUAUUUUUAA